GCCGGGGCGGGGCUCCGUCUCCGGCCUCCGCCUCCCGCGGGGUCCACACUCGCAGCGCGGAGCGGCGGCCGCGCUGGACCUCGCUGGCCCUCGGUGGACCUCGGUGGACCUCGGUGGACCUCGGUGGCCCUCGCUGGCCCUCGGUGGCCCUCGCUGACCCUCGCUGGACCUCGGUGGACCUCGCUGGCCCUCGCUGGCCCUCGCUGACCCUCGCUGGCCCUCGCUGGCCCUCGCUGGACCUCGGUGGCCCUCGCUGGCCCUCGCUGACCCGCGGUGCCAUGAGCCGCAGUCUGGACGCCGCGCGGAGCUUCCUGGAGCGGCUGGAAGCGCGGGGCGGCCGGGAGGGGCCCGUCCUCGCCGGCGAGUUCAGCGUGGCCCGGGACUCUGACCUGGCUCCUCUCCUGUCUCCUCCCCUCCCUGGCCCACUCAUGAUGCUCUACCAGGACAUCCAGGCCCGCUCGGCCGCAUGGAAGGCUGAUGGCAUGUUCUCCACCAAGGCCGGCAGUCGGCCAGAGAACAUGAGGAAGAACCGCUACAAAGACGUGCUGCCAUAUGAUCAGACACGAGUAAUCCUCUCCCUGCUCCAGGAAGAGGGACACAGCGACUACAUUAAUGGCAACUUCAUCCGGGGCGUGGAUGGAAGCCUGGCCUACAUUGCCACCCAAGGACCCUUGCCUCACACCCUGCUAGACUUCUGGAGACUGGUCUGGGAGUUUGGGGUCAAGGUGAUCCUGAUGGCCUGCCGAGAGAUAGAGAACGGGCGGGUAGGUGUCCUCUGCCCCCAGGUUUCAUGUCCUCAUGCAAGGAGGAGGGAGGAGGGAUCUUGCUGGCUCCUCCUUGACCCCAGGACGCGAGG
Piliocolobus tephrosceles (Ugandan red Colobus) is the source of this 856-nucleotide messenger RNA. RefSeq lists its product as uncharacterized. Gene Ontology annotation, molecular function: non-membrane spanning protein tyrosine phosphatase activity. The transcript is spliced from 5 exons. Gene Ontology annotation, cellular component: nucleus; cytoplasm. The record is from RefSeq and is a predicted model, not a curated record. Lineage: Eukaryota; Metazoa; Chordata; Mammalia; Primates; Cercopithecidae. Gene Ontology annotation, biological process: protein dephosphorylation. The annotation marks the transcript as partial.